AUGUCCAAUGAAUACCCAAAUUUUGGAAAAAAUACAAUAUCUUGGGAACAAUGGUGGAGCAGAAUAAUAGAAAUGACGUUUCGAGGUGAGUUAGAUAAUGAAAAUAUAAAUAAAGUUUCAAGAAAACUUAUAGAAGAUUAUAAAACAACUACUUGUUGGCUAAAAGCAGAAGGAGCUGAUGAUUUAAUUUGUUCUUUGAAAAAAUCUGGCAUAACUAUUGGUGUGAUAUCCAACUUUGAUCCACGACUAAAGGAUGUUCUAUUCAAUCUAGGAAUGAGCUCAUGGUUUGAAUUUGUCCUAACAUCUUAUGAAGUUGGAAUUUCUAAGCCAGAUAAAAAGAUUUUUGAAUUAGCCGAGGCAAGAUGUAAAACCAAAGUUUUAUCAUCACAAUGUUUACAUAUAGGUGAUGAUAUUAAAAAUGACUUUGAUGGUGCUCAAGCAGCAGGCUGGCAAGCCUUGCUUCUAAUAGAUGAAGCUAAUGCUGAUUUGCAAACACCAAAGAAAAGAUAUUCUAGUCUAACGGAUAUUCAUAAAUAUAUUGAAAGAAAUAAUUUAUACUUUAAC
Molecule: messenger RNA, 564 nt
Organism: Brenthis ino (lesser marbled fritillary)
Lineage: Eukaryota; Metazoa; Arthropoda; Insecta; Lepidoptera; Nymphalidae
Source: the annotation of a GenBank genome assembly